Entamoeba invadens IP1 is the source of this 1578-nucleotide messenger RNA. RefSeq lists its product as hypothetical. NCBI's taxonomy places the organism in Eukaryota, Evosea, Mastigamoebida, Endamoebidae. Gene Ontology annotation, biological process: regulation of GTPase activity; signal transduction. The record is from RefSeq and is a predicted model, not a curated record. The coding region runs from base 1 to 1578 and encodes 525 amino acids. Gene Ontology annotation, cellular component: cytoplasm. The transcript has a single exon.
AUGACAGAACGUGUCGGAAUGGCGGAGGAGAUACUUUUGCUUUUGAAUAAGACGAAAUUUGUCGAGGCGAAGGUAGAGCUGAACCAACACAAGGGCAAGACGUAUCUGUUUAUCGACAAGAAGCCGAAAGUGAAUUUGAACAAAUCGAUAGUGUCGCGAGAGGUUCAAGUCGAGCUUCCGUCCGACAUAGAAAAGGCCUUUUGUUUUGAGGUAGUAUAUAAUAAACAAUAUGUUUUCAUGUGUAAAUCCGAGUAUGAAUUAAAUAUAUGGAUUAAUAAACUAUCACUGGAAGCUAAUGCGUGGGGUGUAUUUGGCUAUCCUUUAGAAUCUUCCGUUAAAAAAUGCAAUUGGAGAUUUCCUAUUCCGGUCUUUCGAUCUAUUGAAUAUUUAGAAAAGAAUGGCGGAAAGACAAUGGAAGGAAUAUUUAGAUUAAGCGCAUCAUUUAUUAAUAUGAGUAAAGUCAAAGAAAUCUUAGAUAAUGAUCAAGACGUAGAUAUGGAUUCUUUCGGAGAUUGUAAAGUCGCUUCUGUCAUUCUCAAAGAUUAUAUUAGAUCAUUACCUAAUCCUUUGAUCCCUUUUGAUUAUUAUGACAACUAUAUUAACUUACCAAAACGAUCGAUCGACCCAAAACUAUUUAUUGAAAGUCUUCCUCUAGUAAAUCAAGAUACUUUAUUUAUUAUAUGUAAUUUACUUAAUGAUAUAAUUACUAAUGAAAGUCAAACCAAAAUGAACGCUGCAAAUUUGGCGACGUGUAUCGGACUCACUAUAUGUCGCCCACCUCAACCACCGAAAAUGGACGAAUUGGUCCACACAAAAAUCGCAAUUGCGGCUUUUGAGUUUUUACUCAAUAACUUCGAACCUAUUUUUUAUGCUAUACGAAUUAGAAACGAAAAUAGCGGCGUUUAUUUUCCAAAAUACCCCUGUAUCAUUCCACACCAAAAAGUCCCAUUCUCAAAAAUCACAUCAAUAGUCAAAUCUGCGCUCAAUCUCCCGGAACUUCCUACUACCUACCCCCAAGUUAGGCCAGUAAACCGUAAUAAAUCAACGUUUUUUAAAGGAACGGAAAUAGAGGAAAAAAACAUGGUAGAUUCCAGUAAAAGUGAAUCACUGAGCGACAACGAAGAAACCGAAAAAUCAGAGAAGAAAGAAAAGAAAAGUCAAAGAAAUUUGAAAAGGUUCAACAGUUUCAUGAAUCUCAACAUCUCACCGAGAGUGGACGGAAAAAGAAGUGACGGAAAGAAAGGCACAGAUAAGUGCGAAAAAUUGGAAAAAAAUGAGAAGGUGGACAAUGAAAAGCAAGACGACGAACUGAUCAGCACCAGACAGAAAAUCACGGAGAUGCAAAUCAACCGUAUAGAAGAUCUCAAGAAGGAAAUUAUGGGACUCAAAAACUUGUUGCAACUUGUCACAAUCCAAAGGGAUGGGCUUAUCAAAAAAUACGAACCAGACUUAGUACCAAUUGAAAAGCAAAGAGAAAUUAUUGAAACAAAAAUUGAAUCCCCAAUCAGGGUACGAGUUCCCGUCAUCGUCAUGGAGACACCCAAGUCAGAUGUUGUAUCAAAUUAUAAUCUUGAAUAA